UCGUCUUGUCCCAUGGUCCCAUCAGUACUAAAGCCUUCUAAUCUUGUUGAAUCGCGCAACACCUAUUCACAAAAUGAUCCGUCUGGGGCGGCUUCUCUUUCGUCCAAGGCUAGCGGUCCCGGUGCCACGGCCUAAUGUGAUACUACCAAAAAGAAUGCUUACAACAGAGGGCCCUUCUUCAUCCACCUACAGGGCUAAGCGGGAACCUUGGAUAACCCCUACGAUGGUCCUAGUUGGUAUUAUACCAAUAUUCACAUUUGCGCUCGGGACCUGGCAGGUGCAGCGGCUGAAAUGGAAGGUCGCGCUCAUCGAUGAGUUGGAAGAGAAGUUGCAACGAGAACCUAUGCCUCUACCAUCAUAUGUAAACCUGGCUGCACUCCCCGAAUUCACCUUUCGCAAGGUGAUCUUGAAAGGUCGUUGGGAUACCUCACAUGUCAUCCUCCUCGGUCCCCGAGUUCGGGACGGCACCAACGGUUAUCAUGUCGUGGUGCCGUUCGUCCGCACGGACGGCUCUACAGUGCUUGUGGACCGUGGCUUCGUAACAAAGGAGCUUGCACGAAAUGCUAAGCAAGCUUUGGCCAACGAACAAGGGGAGGUGGAAAUCCUUGGCAUGCUCCGCACCGCCCAAGUCCGCAACAACUUCACACCCGAGAACCAUCCUGAAAAAGGAGAGUGGUAUUGGGCGGAUAUUGAUGCUAUGGCCGCAUAUGCAGGCGGACAGGAAGCGGGUGUACAGCCUGUCUUCAUAGAGGAGAUCUUCGAGGGCCAUGCUGGGGAGGCAUCCUCGCGUUUAUCUCAUGGUGUUCCGGUAGGGAGACCACCUACGGUUGAUGUUAGGAAUUCGCAUGUGUCCUACAUUAUCACCUGGUACUCAUUGUCGGCCUUCACCUCUGCCAUGUUCCUCCGUCUGCUAUUGAGGCGACGAGGAGUACUGGCUCGCAUACCUCGAUAGGCUGUCCUGUCCAUGUCUUUGAAUGCUACAGGUGAUCUAUCAUACUUGCC
This is a messenger RNA of Dichomitus squalens LYAD-421 SS1, 1002 nucleotides long. RefSeq names its product mitochondrial protein required for respiration. Gene Ontology annotation, cellular component: membrane; mitochondrion. The coding region runs from base 155 to 952 and encodes 265 amino acids. The transcript is spliced from 4 exons. The record is from RefSeq and is a predicted model, not a curated record. Gene Ontology annotation, biological process: mitochondrial respiratory chain complex IV assembly. Lineage: Eukaryota; Fungi; Basidiomycota; Agaricomycetes; Polyporales; Polyporaceae.